Molecule: messenger RNA, 2946 nt
Organism: Purpureocillium lilacinum
Lineage: Eukaryota; Fungi; Ascomycota; Sordariomycetes; Hypocreales; Ophiocordycipitaceae
Source: RefSeq, a predicted model, not a curated record
AUGUUUGAGCAACCAAUCGUGGCCUUUGAGCCUGGAAAAGGCUUCGACCUUGUCGGCGCAGACAUCUUCGUCGAAGAGAAAGAGCCCGAAGGCGUCUUCAUCGCGGCGCGGAACUUGGUCAAGGACUUUGCCAAAGUCACCGGAAGUGGCGGCAAUGCGGUGAUCUCAGAGCGCCGCUCACCGACCAAGUCCAAGUCGGUCAUCAUCAUUGGUUCCGUGCCGCAGUCUUCGACGAUUCGGAGCUUGCAUGAUGGUCGGAGCAUCGACACGACACCCAUCGAGGGCAAGUGGGAGUCUUGGAUGACCACUUGCGUCGCCAAUCCGUUUGAAGGUUACGACAAUGCCCUGGUCAUUGCGGGCAGUGACAAGCGAGGAACCAUAUUUGGCAUAUACUCUCUCUGCGAGCAGAUUGGAGUUUCACCGUGGCAUUGGUGGGCUGAUGUGCCGCCAAAGAGGCACGAUGAGAUCUGGGCGCUGCCCGUGUCGACCGUCAACGGCGAGCCAAGCGUGAAGUAUCGCGGUAUUUUCAUCAACGAUGAGUCCCCAGGCAUGGACUCGUGGGUGCACGAAAAAUUCGGUCCCAAGUUCGAUGCCAGGCUAUACCACUACAUCUUUGAACUCUUGCUCAGACUCAAAGCCAACUUCAUGUGGCCUGCCAUGUGGCGAGGAUAUCCUUAUCCGGGCCGCUCUUUCUUCGUUGAUGAUCCCAAAAACCAAGCCCUCGCCGACACGUACGGCAUCGUCAUGGGGACGUCUCAUCAUGAGCCGAUGCAGAGGGCGAUGAAUGAGUGGUCCACCACGCAGCCCGAUGGGACCUGGGAUUGGGACAGGAACCGAGCCAAAGUCACGCAAUACUUUGAAGAAGGCGCGGAGCGAGCGAGGCCCUACGAGUCGUACUUUACCCUAGGGAUGAGAGGCGAGGGCGACAAUCCCAUCAACGGCAGCGACCCGCCGAGGAUCUUGCGCGAGGUGCUCGCCACUCAGCGAGACAUCAUCAAGAAGAAUUACGGCCGCGAGGAUGGCGUCCUCCAGCUCAUGGCCCUCUACAACGAAGUCCAAAAAUACUAUGACAAUGGGCUGGAGAUUCCGGAGGAUGUUACUCUCUUGUUCUCCGACGACAACUUUGGCACGCUCCGUCGGCUCCCAAAUGAGGACGAACUCAAGAGACCUGGUGGAUCCGGGUUCUACUACCAUUUUCAGUACACCGGGUACCCGCGUUGCUACAGGUGGAUGAACAGCAACACUUUGGGCAAGGCGUGGCAUCAGCUUCAGCUUGCGUAUGAACGGGGAGCCAAUCGCAUCUGGGUGAUCAACGUUGGCGAUCUCAAGCCUAUUGAGGUCCCAAUGAGCUUCGCCUUUGACCUGGCCUGGAACGUCAAGUCCAUCCGCGCGGACGCCUUCACCACCUACUACAAGGAGCUUGCCACGCGCGAGUUUGGAGGCGAUCAUUCUGAGAGGAUCGCCAAAGCCUGGAACGAUUUCGACCGCCUCGUCGCGUUGCGCAAACAGGACCACAUCGACGUGGACACCUUCGUCCUGCUCAAGUACAAUGAAGCGGACACCAUUGUCGGGCGAUGGAAGAAGCUCUACCAAGACGCCAAGUCCAUCAACGUCGAGCUUGACGAGCAGUAUAAGUCCGCAUUCUUCCAGCUCGUGCUUCAACCCAUCAAAGCAUCGUAUCUCUGUACCUUGUUGCGCGUAACUCAGUACCGGAAUCAGCUUUUUGCGAAGCAGCGCCGGAACACAACCAAUGUGCUCUUCUUCCGGAGCCUCAAGCUUCUUGACAAAGACCAUGAGCUGACCGAAGAGUAUCACUCCAUUAACAAUGGAAAGUGGAAUCACUACCUCCGGCAGCCGCACUACGGGUAUGGACCAACGGGCGCGCAGCCAUCGAGGAACAUGAUUGAGGGUCUAUGUUACGUCCAGACCAAGGAGGACUCGAACCCCAGCAUUGGCCACAUGGGCAUCGCUGUGGAGGGCAUUGAGGGUAUCAACCCAGGCCACAUCAACGAGGACUCGGAUCGGACGCACCCAUCACGCAAGUGGCUUGAGCCGGGCGUCACCCUACCAUUUAUCACACCCUACGGCCCCCAGUCGCGAUACUUCGAAGUCUUCCACCGCGGCACGAAAGCCUUCUCCUGGGUUGCCAAACCGCAGUAUGACUGGAUCACGCUGUCGCAGUACCAAGGACACCUCAACCCGCAGGACGAUGAUACCAAGGUCACCAUUCUCAUUGACUGGCCCAGGGUGCCGCCCGCCUUUGACGAGAAUGUCUACAUUGAGAUUGUCGGCACGCGUGACGGCUACGAAAAGGUGCACGUCGUCGUUCGAAACUACUUUGUGCCUGAUGAGUUCACCGGCUUCGUGGAGACGAGCGGACAUCUCGCCAUCGACGCCGGCAACUGGGCCGCGGCACCCUACGUUUCCUUGCCGGCGCUGGGCCGCCCGCUCGCCGGCUCCGUCACACUCCCAAACGACACUGACUUCAGCAAGGCCGACGAGCUGCCUUUCCUCCGGUACCCGGUCUGGGUCUUUUCUGGUCGCGACAACGCGAAUCUGGAGCUGCAGUUCAACAUGACGCUCGAGACAGACCCGCGCGACCGCAUGGAAUACGACCUUCGCUGGGACGGGGCCGCGGUGCAGCGGUACCGCCUGACCGAGGACGACCCGGGCAAUGACAAGGGACUGCCGCGCGGUUGGAACGUGGCCGUCAUGGACUGCGUGUGGCGCAAGAACCACAACCUGAGCGGCGUUGGCGUGGGCGCGCACACGCUCGAGAUUCGGUUCCGGAAGCCCAACAUGAUCCUGGAGAAGCUCGUGAUGGACCUGGGGGACUUGAGAUACACGUACCUUGGGCCACCGGAGAGCGAUUACGUGGAAGCCACCGGCGGGAGUAUCGUGGAAGUGGGGGUUGAGGAUAGCUUGGCUUUGAGGUUGGCUCUAUGA